Molecule: messenger RNA, 508 nt
Organism: Racocetra fulgida
Lineage: Eukaryota; Fungi; Glomeromycota; Glomeromycetes; Diversisporales; Gigasporaceae
Source: the annotation of a GenBank genome assembly
AUGUUACUUUCCGCUACUCACCUAUCUUUACCAACUUUCACUGCUGCUACUGCUUUAUCUCUCUUUAAACUCAUGAUUCAUGUUUGGAUAGGAACAAAGAUUUCAUCUUUUUCUGCCUUUUCUUCUCAUCUUGGUUUAAUUUCCGGUGAAAUAGAUAAUACUACUACUAAACCUCCUUUAUCAAAAAGUGAUAAUUUUGCAAGAUAUUUUCACUUUAUAAUAAUGUUAUGCAGUAUUGCUAUUGCUAUUGGUAUAAUAAUUUAUGUAUGGAUUCUCGCAAGAAGAGUAAUUAAGGAAGUUGAGGAUGAAAAUGGUGAAUAUAUGUGGUUGGAUGCUUAUGACGUUAAUGAAAUUGGUGAUAAUGUAACAUUAUUGGGUACUGGAGAAAUGAGAUAUAGAAGAAAUUCCAUCGCUUUUUGUGAUGAAGUCGAGGAUGAUUCUAAUAUAAAUAUUAAACCAAUCAAUAAUAAUCUUUUCAACGAAAAGGAUUCUUCGAUUCAAAUACAGA